This is a messenger RNA of Funneliformis caledonium, 756 nucleotides long. The record is from the annotation of a GenBank genome assembly. Lineage: Eukaryota; Fungi; Glomeromycota; Glomeromycetes; Glomerales; Glomeraceae.
AAGACGUUCAAGGUCUCGUGAGUAUAAUGAUAAUCAAAGUUAUCGUGAAAGCAACAAAAGAAGCACUAGGUGAAGCACAUCCAAAAGAAAGGUUGAAAGAACUACUAGUAGAAGUCAAAGUCCCAGAAAUGAUAUAUGUGAAAGAAAUCCAAGUAUCUGGAAUAAAAGUUACGAACGUUAUGGUAAAAGUUUUAGAGACUUCAAGUAAAAGUUCAAGUGAUAGUAUUGACAUAACUCCGGUAACAAAAACUCUCAAAAGAGAUAACAGUAACGUAAGAAGUAUCGAAAGAAGUUCAGGUAAAAGUUUGAGUGAUAGUAUUGACAUAACUCUGGCAACAAAAACUUCCGAAAGAAGCAACAGAAAUAUAAGAAGUAUCGAAAGAAGUUCAGCAAAAACUCUUGAAAGAGAUAACAGAAAUGUAAGAAGUAUCAAAAGAAGUUUAAGUAAAAGUUUGAGUGAUAGUAUUGACAUAACUAUAACAGCAAAAACUCUCGAAAGAGAUAACAGAAAUGUAAGAAGUAUUGAAAGAAGUUCAAGUAAAAGUUCGAGUGAUAGUAUUGACAUAACUCUGGCAACAAAAACUCUCAAAAGAGAUAACAGUAACGUAAGAAGUAUCGAAAGAAAUUCAAGUAAAAGUUCGAGUGAUAGUAUUGACAUAACUCUGGCAACAAAAACUCUCAAAAGAGAUAACAGUAAUGUAAGAAGUAUCGAAAGAAGUCUCAAUAAGAGUACUAGACAAGAUUUAGAAAGAAAUG